Monodelphis domestica (gray short-tailed opossum) is the source of this 1906-nucleotide messenger RNA. It is a transcript of the gene IL1R2, whose product is annotated as interleukin 1 receptor type 2. Gene Ontology annotation, molecular function: interleukin-1 binding; interleukin-1, type II, blocking receptor activity. Lineage: Eukaryota; Metazoa; Chordata; Mammalia; Didelphimorphia; Didelphidae. The record is from RefSeq and is a predicted model, not a curated record.
CCAAGACAUCCAAUAGGGCUGGUGCCCUGGAGAGGUGCUCUUUUGGGAAGGAGGAAAAAAGGUGUGUCAGCACAGUCAGUUUUGGGACUGACACAAACCUGAUUGGGAAAUCGAGGAGUGUGUGUGUGUGUGUGUAUGUUGGGGGUGGAGUAGAAACUAUAAAUCUUCCACAAGAGCUGAACCCGUGAGCUGAAGGGAAAAAACCUUGCCUGCAGCCUCCUGUUCACAAGCAAGACAAAGUGAAAGAAUGCAGAACCACAGACCUCUAGAUACUGGACCUCAAAUUUCAGUUUCCUGCUUCCAGAAACGAUAUGGAUUGUUCUUCUUUCUUUAUGCAUUGGUGGUGAAUGUUUCUGCAUCCAGCAUUCAGCUCCAGGAAAGCACAGAAAACUGCCAGGAUUUCGGAGACAAUUUUAUAAGAUUCGUGGUAGAAGGAGAACCUGUGGUCCUGAAAGCACCUUUUCUGCGGGAUUUCUUCAGUCUCCCCUAUAAGCUAUCAUGGCAUAAAAAUGAUUCAGAGAAGACUGUUCUAGGAGUGGGUGAAUCAGGCAGAACAUGGAUAAAAGACAAUGCCCUCUGGAUUGUGCCAGCUUCAGUGGAGGACACAGGAACUUACAUUUGCACCAUUAGGAAUGAAUCUUAUUGUGCCACAAAAUCUAUUGAAUUAAAGGUCUUAAAGAAGAUGACAGCUUCUCUACACUUAAUUUCUUAUCGCCAAACUGUGGUCUCUUCAAGUCCUGGAAGGCUAGUGUGCCCUGAAAUAAAUGAUUUUAUCCAAAAGACAAAUAAAAUGGAAAUAAAAUGGUAUAAGGAUUCAGUUCUUUUGGAUGAAAGCAAUAAGAAGUUCUCAAUAUUGAAAGGAUCCACUGACUGCCAUAUAAACAAUGUAUCCCUGAACAACUCUGGUUACUACACCUGUGAGCUUCCUUUUGUCCAUGGAAAUGUGAAGUAUAACAUCACCAGGCACAUUAAGCUCCGUGUCCUGAAAAAAAAGGAGGAUUCUUUUCCUGUGAUUAUCUUACCCAAUAAGACAAUAUCAACUUCUCUUGGUUCAAAACUGAUCAUUCCCUGCAAAGCAUUUUUCGGCUUGGGCCCACAGUCUACGAUGCUUUUGUGGUGGACAGCGAACAAGACUUUUGUGGAUAAUGUCUAUAAAGAAGGGCGAGUGAAGGAAGGACAACACCAUAAAUAUUUAGAAAACAAUAAAAGCUACCUUGAAGCACCUCUGAUAUUUGAUUCAGUGGAAAAGAAGGAUUUGUACACUGAAUUUGUAUGUACAGCCAGGAACAGAUUGGGAUCCCAGACUUUGCAUGCAAGAGUUAAAGAAGGCUACAUGUUUUUUAGCAUUAAAAAGCAAUACAAGUGGGUCCUCUGAUUGGAGGACUGGAGGGCCAAGCAAAGAACGCCUCCAUUUAAAGAAAGCCCACGCCAGCUGUCUCAUCAUUUCCGGCUGGACUACACUCUUUUGGACUGGACCCCGCUGUGCCCACAGGAACCUCCUCAUCAGGAAACUCACCGUCCUGCUCGGCCGCCAUCAGCAUCCUCAACGCCGCCUUCUGUUUUUUUCUGUUUGGGGGGCUGGAGGGUGGUGCAGAGCUUCCCACAACAGCCAUCUUUCCCCCCUUAUGCACCCGUAUUCCUUUGGAGUGCAUCCUAUCAGGGCCCCACCUAGGGUGCUUCCUCUCACCCCAUCCCCCAACCCUGCCUUUAAAAAUAAAAGUGUACUCCUAGCACAUAGCACAUUGCCUGACCUGUAGUAGACACAAUAAAUGUUCACUGACUGGCAUGACCCGUAGAAGCUUGUCAGACCUAAUUCGCGUCCUGACUUUGGGGCUUUGUGUUCUUCAUCUGGAGAGGCCUCCGAGCUCCCUUCCUCCUUUCACCUCUGCCUCUGAAAAGUCCUGAA